Anopheles cruzii is the source of this 825-nucleotide messenger RNA. Its product is annotated as trypsin-like. The transcript is spliced from 3 exons. The record is from RefSeq and is a predicted model, not a curated record. Gene Ontology annotation, biological process: proteolysis. Bases 3 to 776 code for a protein of 257 amino acids. Gene Ontology annotation, molecular function: serine-type endopeptidase activity. Lineage: Eukaryota; Metazoa; Arthropoda; Insecta; Diptera; Culicidae.
AGAUGAAAGUGUGCACAGUGUUGGCUCUUGUUUUCGUCGCACUCUCAGCAGGGUCUAUAGAAAAACCUGGAACCCGGAAAGGAGUACGUAGAAUCGUCGGAGGAACUAAUGCGAGCAUUGUUAACUACCCAUAUCAGCUAUCACUAAUACGGUAUGGAGGACACUAUUGCGGAUCGUCGAUCAUUGCCACACGAUGGGCACUUUCUGCUGCCCACUGCACCUGGCCGAUGCCAUCUCCAGGUACCGUGCGCCUGCUAGGAGGAACAUCAGACCACACGCAAGGUGGUGUGACGUUCGACGUAGAUCAGAUUGUAAACCAUCCGAAUUAUAAGGAACGAACAAUGCAGAAUGAUGUGUGUGUGCUGCACACCACUUCAGACAUGAUCGGACGUAACAUAGCUCCGAUUCCACUAGAUUCUACCGGUGCAUUCCAAAAACCAGGAACUAGGGCAAUUCUAAGUGGCUGGGGUUCCACGGAAAAUUGGGUUAUCCCAAAUAUUCUCCAAAGUGUCGAGAUUCCUAUCAUUUCUACAAUAGUUUGUAAACUUUCAUUGUGGAAGCAUAAUGCAAUGAUUUACCCAGAUAUGCUGUGCGCCGGUGAGUUAGGGCGUGCUCCAUGUAGCGCCGAUAGUGGCAGUCCUUUGGUAAUUGAUGGCAAGCAGGUUGGAAUAGUGUCGUGGGGAACCCUGCAGUGUUUAGGGGAGCUACCUGAUGUUUUCGCACGUAUUGGGUACCCGUCUAUCCGCAGUUUUAUUACAAACAUCACAGGAGUGUAAAAACCCAUUUCAAGGAAUGUCAGUAACGGAAUAAAUAUGCUGGUGAAGG